Molecule: messenger RNA, 1291 nt
Organism: Teleopsis dalmanni
Lineage: Eukaryota; Metazoa; Arthropoda; Insecta; Diptera; Diopsidae
Product: MYG1 exonuclease
Exons: 3
Coding region: 95-1231 (378 amino acids)
Cellular component (GO): nucleus; cytoplasm
Source: RefSeq, a predicted model, not a curated record
AUAAAAGAAAGUACAAUACAGGAAGUAAUUCUGCUUUUAAAUCGUUUUAAGUUUAGUAACGAGUAUUAAAAUUGAACAACACUAACCAACGCACAUGAUAUCUUUAGGCGGUAAAACAAUUUUCCAACAUUGUAAAAGAUUUAAAACAUUCUUUGUAAGAAAUUUUUAUCAAUCGGCAAUAAUCAUGGCUGAUGAGUCGAAGAGAAUCAAAACCGAUAACGACGCUGAAGUAUAUAUUGGCACACACAAUGGGACUUUUCACUGUGAUGAGGUUGUAGGUUGUUUUAUGUUGCGUCAAUUGCCAGAAUACAAAAACGCAAAGAUUUUACGAAGUCGAGACAUUGAGCUAUUAAGAAAUAAAUGUGAUAUAAUUAUUGAUGUCGGCGGUGAGUUCGAUAAUAGUCGUAAAUGGUAUGAUCAUCAUCAAAAGACCUUUCAAGAAACAUUGAGCUCUUUACGUCCUGAACUUGGAAACGAAUUUAAGAUUAGACUCUCCAGUGCUGGAUUAGUUUAUACAUUCUACGGAGAACGGAUCAUUGAUGAAAUACUACGACACCAUGCUGAUAUAAAUCUUUCAAAAAAUAACCUACAGCUUGUAUUUAAGCAAAUAUAUAAGAACUUUAUUUUAGAAAUUGACGCUAUUGAUAAUGGUGUGCCAAUGUUUGAUGAUGGAGUGGAACCUAAGUAUGAUAUAUCUACUAGCCUCUCCUCACGUAUCAGUCGUUUGAAUCCUUCGUGGGACGAGGAUAAGCAAAAUAUUGAUGAAAAAUUUUUCAAAGCAAUGGAUGUUGCUGGCAAAGAAUUUGUGGAAAACGUAAUAAAUAUUGGAAAAUCUUGGAUAAAUGCUAGAGAAUAUGUACGUGAAGCAUUACUGUCAGCAACUAAAGUGCAUGAGAGUGGUGAAAUACUCUUACUGAAACGUUUUUGUCCUUGGAAAGUUCAUUUGGCGAAUCUAGAAAUUGAAUAUAACUUAGUAGGUGUGCCGAAAUUAGUUAUUUUUUCGGAAAAUGAACAAAGUUGGAGAAUAGCUGGAGUACCAAUUUCGCCAAGAAGUUUUUUGGGCCGUAAGUUUUUACCUAUACCUUGGCGAGGUUUAAACAAUGAUGAUUUAUCAUCAAUUGCUGGAGUCUCUGACUUAGUGUUUGUGCAUCACACCGGUUUUAUUGGAGGUGCCAAAACAAAGGAAUCUGCUUUACAAAUGGCAAUAAAAAGUAUUCAAUGGAAGGACUAAAAUAGCAACUUAGUAAAAUACUUUAUCAGAUUUAAUUAAUAAAAAUUUUUGUAUGUUUAA